Molecule: messenger RNA, 198 nt
Organism: Candidula unifasciata
Lineage: Eukaryota; Metazoa; Mollusca; Gastropoda; Stylommatophora; Geomitridae
Source: the annotation of a GenBank genome assembly
GAUUUUAUGUCAUCCAAGAAGUGUUUUACGAAGACUCAAUGUGAUGAGGGUGCCAAAGUCCUCAAAUCAAUUCAUAAUGCCCAGCUUCUUGUGCAGAAGACAGUUGCAGAUCUGGAUUUUGUGCGUAUUCCAACAGAGAACAUAUCAAAGAACGUCAUCACUACCAACCCACUGAUCAGUGUCACUGAUUUCAUUGAG